Molecule: messenger RNA, 374 nt
Organism: Dermochelys coriacea (leatherback sea turtle)
Lineage: Eukaryota; Metazoa; Chordata; Testudines; Dermochelyidae
Product: maestro heat-like repeat-containing protein family member 2B
Exons: 3
Coding region: 51-374 (107 amino acids)
Source: RefSeq, a predicted model, not a curated record
CCUUGAUCAGUGUUUCAAAAGUUUGUUUCCCCUCCCUUUCCUUGGAGAAGAUGAUGAAAGAAGAAGGCGAGACAGCAAAGAAUGCUCUGCCUAUACAGUCACUGUACAUAGAGUCCCUGGAAGCCCUUGGCAAGCCAAUGAAGACUUUGCUGGAGGAAGAACCAACCGCAAACUGGUUCUGGAAAAUGUUUCAACUACUAGAGACAUGGCUCCAUUCAGGGAAGGAGUGGGAGAGAGAAAGGGCCUUGCAGGCCAGCAUCCAGCUGCUGACUGCCUAUCAAGAGACAGUUCAUAGCACAGUGAGUAUAGCCUUUCUCUUCCUUCAGCUGACUUUCCUGCUUAUAUCCGAUCUGACACUCAAGGCAAAUGCAUGA